Messenger RNA from Cladocopium goreaui, 1461 nucleotides. The record is from the annotation of a GenBank genome assembly. Lineage: Eukaryota; Dinophyceae; Suessiales; Symbiodiniaceae.
CGUUUCACUGCGUCAAGCAGAAAUGGAGAGCAGUAAACAGCGGCCAUGGGCACCAGAGCGGAAGAGACCAGUUCUGCAUGUUUUUGGUGCUAUUAUGCUGAUGAGCUGGGCAAGAACACUGCUUGGUGACUCGUGUUUUGCCACCGUGGUCUUGGCCAGAAGGAGACCAUGCCCUUCCACAAGUCUGACCGCCAAAGCUGCGGAUACUGAUUUAGCCGUUAGCGAGGACUGGGCAGCCGAUGAGCCUGAAGAUAUCGAAGAUCUCGCAAUCCCAAAGCUCCGAAGGUCAUCACUCAAACUAAAAGGCAUUGAGAAGUCUCCAGAGCUGGACAUUGAUACAGUCACAGCUUUCGUGCAAGAAGAAUUGGGAAACACCAUCUUUAAGGCUUCAGAACCUGGAGAAGUUUCCGUGGAAGAUCCCAAGGGACACACUGACUUGAAAUCGGCAGCUGCAAUCCUGCAACGGUGGGCACUCCGGAGAGAGCCGCAAGAGGGUGCCAAAGAGGAGCUGAUAGAAGCUAUCAAGUUUGCGCUAAGCCGAGAUGUCCCAGAACCACACACUCUUGCAUCACUCAUGUGGUCGUGUGGGAGACUGAAGGUGGAUGACAUUGCACCACUCUUGGCACCAAUGCAAGAGUUACUACCAGAGGUGGCACCUAGCAUGAACGCGCAGAACUUGACCACUUUCUGGUGUUCGGUCGCAAAGAUCCAGGAACUUGCGGAGGAGGUGGAUGAUAUGAUUCCGGUUCUUCUUGAUGCCAUUGAAGAGAAGGCAGAUGAGUUGAGACCGAAUCAACUAGCUGCGUUUAUUUGGGCAGCUGGCAUGUUGGAUCUCAAGCAAUCAGAGGUCGAACGCAUCAAGGCACACUUUGCGGGCCGGCUCUCUCGAGGGGACAUGCAGUCGUUGCCAUUGAAGGACAUCGCCAACUUUGCUUUUGGUCUUGCACAAUUGGACUUCAGGGAUUCAGUGAUGCUGGAAACAAUCGCUGCAACGACUACUGAAAUGGCGGAAGCCUGCAAAAGCAAGCCUGCCAUGCAAGACUUGCCAAUGAUCGUCAUGUCGCUGACCCGGCUUGGCCACAAGGAGAGAAGCAUGAACAAGCUCUUAGACGCUGUUGCGAGUAGGCUACAGCGAAAACGCGUGCUCAAAAAGAUGCCAGCCUGGAGUUUGGCGGUGCUAUACUGGGCUUGGCCAAAUGAUGGGCUUGAGGGCGCAACUUGGAUUUUGACUGGGGAAUACGGUAUACUUGAAGAGUGCAAGCUUGUCUACUUGAGAUUUCUGUUGAUCAUUCUCUUUGAACAAAAGGUCCGAGAUAUGCAGGAAGUGCUACGUCCAGAGGUGGAGAAGCGGAUAGCGAAGAAGGAGUUCACCUACCGAAUGCUGGAGAGGAGCUGGAAGGGUCCAAAGGAAUGGAGGCGGCGGAUUGAUAGCAGCGUCAAGAUUCCGGCGUGAGGAACAAA